UCCGGGGGCGGGUCCAUGCCCCCCCAUCCCGGGGGCCGCUCUCCCCGCCCCCCCGCCCGGGGGUUGGGCUUCCUGGGUCAGCGCCGCGGCUGCAUCCGCGCCCGGCCCCGCUGCUGCGCCCGGCCCGGGCGGGGGGAGCCCGGGGGCCGCGCUGGGCUGGAGCCGCCCCUGGGCCGCGCAGCGCCGAGCUCCGCCGGGGGAGCUGCUGAGCCGGGGCCGGCAGGAUUUCUCAUCCCUGGGCCGGACGCGCUCUCCCGGAUGGAGCGAGGGGCAGAGCGGUGGGUCCCGGGUCCCCGGGGUGCUGAGGAGACCCCGAGAGACGCCCGCACAGCCGAGGGGCUGAUGAGUGAGACUGAGGAGAGUCCCAAACAGGACGGUCCGGAGCCAGCAGAACUGUAUGGGACGUUACCGGGAAGUUCCCAGAGUCCUCAGCGGGGAGUGGCCUGCGAGCAUCAGGAGGCAGAGAGACCGGGCGAGCCCGCGCCGUACGGGGCGGAUUUAACGGGCCCCCACAGGACCGCGGCCCAGCCCAGAGCCUCCCUGGGAGACAGACUCUUCACCUGCCCCGAGUGCGGGAAGGGCUUCGGCCAGAGCGCGCACCUGCUCCGGCACCAGACCGUGCACACCGGGGAGCGGCCCUACAAGUGCCCCGAGUGCGGGAAGGGCUUCAGCCAGAGCUCGGACCUGACCACGCACCGGCGCAUCCACACGGGCGAGGAGCCCUACGCCUGCGCCGAGUGCGGCAAGCGCUUUGCCCAGAGCUCCAACCUAAUCCGGCACCAGCGCACCCACACGGCCGAGACCCCCUACCGCUGCCCCGACUGCGGCAAGCGCUUCCGCCGCACCUCCCACCUGGCCAUGCACCGGCGCGUCCACACCGGGGAGCGGCCCUACCGCUGCCCCGACUGCGGCAAGCGCUUCAGCCACAGCUCCCACCUGCACCGGCACCGGCGCGUCCACACGGGCGAGCGGCCCCACCGCUGCCCCGAGUGCGGGAAGGGCUUCGGCGUCAAGUCCACCCUGGUGACGCACCGGCGGGUCCACACGGCCGAGCGGCCCUACGCCUGCGCCGAGUGCGGCCGGGCCUUCGCCCAGAGCUCCACCCUCAACCGGCACCGGCGCACCCACGCGGCCGAGCGGCCCUACCGCUGCCCCGAGUGCGGCAAGCGCUUCCUCCAGAGCUCCAACCUGGUCACCCACCUGAUUCUGCACACGGGCGAGCGCCCCUUCCACUGCCCCCGCUGCCAGAAAACCUUCAGCCAGAGCUCCAACCUCAGCCGCCACCAGAGGACCCACGCCGGGCCCCGAGCCUGCCCCUGCCCCGAGUGCGGGGAGAGCGUCCAGCGCGGCGCCGGCCUCUCCGCCCACCAGAGACGCCACGCGGGGCCGGAGACCCCCUCGCCGCCCUGCUAGGGUCCCCUGGUCCCCGCCCACCAGAGACGCCACGCGGGGCAGGAGACCCCCUCGCCGCCCUGCUAGGGUCCCCUGGUCCCCGCCCACCAGAGACGCCACGCGGGGCAGGAGACCCCCUCGCCGCCCUGCUAGGGCCGGCCAGAGUGAGGGGUGCGCUCCCCUAUUCCCUCACGUCUCACCCCAUCCCUGCUAGCCGCUGAUCAGACCCCUCCUCUGGCUCUGCCAAGCCCAGGCAUCCCAGAUCAGCUCCUUAUCACGGCUGGGUCCCGGAACCUGCCACCUCCCUCUGAUUCCCCAGCCAUGGAAAACACGGGGGCUGCAUCCUGCCCGGCUGGAGCCGUGUCCUGGGGGGCGCUGCCCUCUCCCUUUGGUGCUCCCCAGGGAGCUGGGUGCUGGGGUGGCUCGCAUGUGAUGGGCUGUGCCGGGGCUUGGCUGGUAGGACGGAGAGCCAGUCCCACUCGCUCUCAUUUCCCCGUGUCUCCCCAAGGAGCGUGGCACUGUGCACCCUGUCAAUGGUACCCCAGAGCCCUUGUCAGAGCUCCCUGCUGCCUGGGGGACUUGGCAAGUGCUGUCACCCCCUUCCUGGCUGUAUUUAACAAGCUCUAUUUAUGAUGAGGCGUUCCAUUCUAGUUCAGUGGAUAAAAGGCCGAUGACGUCGUCCCGGGAUGGCCGAGGCCGCCUGACCGGGCCAGGAGUCCAGCCAGGUCUCUCCUGCGCAUCCCUUUGCCUCAUUUCUCCUCUUCCCCCUCCCCAGAGAGUUCAGUGCUGGAUGGACCCUGCAAGUGAUCAAUAAACCAUGUAGAAAAGACCAGGAGUCGCUGCGUCGGGAAGCUCCAGGGUUUCUGUCGGCUGAGGGUGAGAGUCACGGACCGGGAGUGAGAGGCUGAGAGGGGUGUGUUUGGGGGGACCAUGAGUCCCUGAUCCCGGCAGUGUGGGGAGGUAGGGGCAGGCAGGGAGCAUGGGAGGAUGGCGGUACAGGGCUGGGGGCUGCGGGGUUUCUGUUGGCUGAGGGUGAGAGUCAUGGACUGAGAGCUAGCAGCUGACCCAGAGGGGAUGGGGGGGGCUGCGAGUCCCUCAUCCCUGCAGUGGCAGGGAGGUAGGGGCAGGCAGGGAGUGUGGGAGGACGGAGGUACAGGGCUGGGGGCGGCAGGGUUUGUUUCUCAGAUCCGGUGGCCGAGGCUGUGAAUGCUUUGCAUUGGGGAGGGAUGGGAGGCAGCUGAUGAGUGUCUGAUGGAAUUGUGCUGAUGCCAGAGGGAUGAAACAGGCGCCCCCAGGAUGGGAGGGGGCGUCUCCUGAUUGCUGGGACCCUGAGCAGGGCUGAGGUUUCCCCCCCCCGAGCUGGACCUGUAGCCAGGCCAAGCCUGUCACUGAUGGGAGGGGAAGAAGAGGGGCCCAGCAGCCCCAGCUGGUCCCUCCCGCCCUGGCAGGGAUGGCAGAGACAGUCUGUCACCCCCACAGGCAGAGCUGGAAACUCCGGGGGGAUCAAAGCCUCUGCCAGGAUUGGAAAAGCUGAUGCUGUCUGUGUUGCUGGUGGAUGAAGGGUUAAUGCAGCAGUGCCCAAUGGCUGCAGCGUGUGGGGCUAGCAGUGCCCGAUGUGGGGCUAGCGGUGCCAGAUUGCAAAGGCUGGGGAGAGGCCCAGGACCGGCAGAGGGGUCAGCUCUGGUUCGGUGGCAUUCACAGGCAGAAGUCUGGAAAUGGCAGAAGACCGUAACAUGGCUCAGACCAGUAGGGUGUGGGGCUGUGGCCUGAAACGCCCGGCAAGGCGAGCCACUGGGGAAGGCUGUGUGAGGCGUGAAGGCGCGUCUGUCCUCCAGGUCACGGGCCUACGGGCAAGGCCUUUAGAUGCAGAAGGUCACAGGCAAAGCACAUGUAUAUGGAGACUGAGGGAGUCCAAGGCCAGACGGGACCACUGUGAUCAUCAGGCUGACCCCCUGGAUAGCACAGGCCAGAGACCGGCCCUACGGUCAAUAAUGGGGCAGAUCUCGGAGAAAACCAGCCAGCUGUGAUUUAAACAUGGUCGGGGUGGAGAAUCUACCCCAGCCGUCGGUAAAUUGUUCCAAUGGCUAGUUACCCUCACUGGUAAAAAUGUACACCUCGCUCCCGGUCUGACUGUCUCCAGAUAGGAAGUGCACUUUGCCGAAAAAGAAGAAACUGUCCUCUUAGUAUUUGAAAUCACAGAGAAACCAGCAACGUUUCCGCUGGAGUGCACAGAAAUGGGACGGAGGCUAGUGCGGCGUGUAAGACGUUACCACGUUAGAUGUCUCUGCAGUUCAAACACACGCCACAAUUCAAGUCAGCGUGCACGUUUUCUCGUUUAUGUCCCACAACUAAAACAGAACUGAGGUUUGGCAGUUAGAGGGUAGCUUUGCUCUCUCACCGAUAGUGUCACGUUACAAGGGAGAGAUCUGAGACUGUCUCUCUCUGGCAAUUCUCACUCACCCUGCGGAGACCGGAUGGCUGCAGGGGGGAGUGAGAAACCGGGCAGAGCAGAACAAGUGACGUAACGAAGUUGCUAGUUCUCAGUAGCACUUCAAGUUAGGAGCUGAGUUUAAAUAAGACAACGCAGAACUGAACCAUUAAACAAGGAAUUGUUACAGAGCUCUCCCAACAGGCAGGGCAGCUUCUGAUUGUGGAAAAUACCCAGCAAGACAAUUGUGAGCUUGUGGUUAGUUCUUUAAACAACAGCAAAAUAGCUGCAGUAAGUUGGUCCCUGUUAGCUCAGCCUUAUCCCACCAAACAUGCAAAUGUUAUUUCUGUGCAAUUACAGUGCUCUCCCGGUGAGAAACAAACACGGGGAUUUAGCCACCAGCACUUCGUUGCAGGGCGUUCCAUUUAACCCUGUAACUCCGUCCAGAUUCUUAGGAGAAGAUUUCAAUGCUUAAGGCUAUUUCAGGGCUCUAUCCCCCCCACGUUUAGAGUGAUUUUGCUUGGCAUUUCUUUGGAACCAGGAUAUUUUACUGGUAUCUGUGGAUGUUGUUAAGUUUAAGAAUUUCAAUGCAAAGAUCCAAGACAUUUCUGGGACACAAAUCUGAACUAGGAGGGAGAUCAGGGUUCUGGAAGAUGUGUGCUUUACAGGGCCAAAGUCUGGCUUCCUUCAAAGCACAGAAAUUCCCUGUGGAACCGUCGCAGUGAGCACGGCCUGUUCAAUCGUCCCGUCCUUUGGUGCAAAGGGGGAUGGUUCUCUCCCCUUCCUUUUGGUGUCCAGAGUCUCCUGGCGUGAUGGUGGGGAUGGGGAUUUAUUAUUGUAUUUUUACGUAGCUAGGUUUGGCUUGUCAGACAAGCACUUUCUUUCCUCGGGUUGUGUGUAUUUGGGACUUCGGACCUCUAAGGUUCCAAAACCCAGGUUCUUGUCCAUAAAGGACUUUUAGUUAAAAGAGACUCCCUCUCGGGAGAGCAAAGUUCCUGACCUUUGCGUGCGUAGGAGGGCUCUUCCCCAGUCGGGAGCGAGAUGCCCGGGCUUUCCAGACCUCAGGGGCUUUAGAUGAAGGCUGCUCUCGGGGGAAGAGAGUCGGGUCUCUUCGCGGACAGAUCCAACAAACUGGGAUUUUGCAACAUUUUGUAUAUAGUUCUUUUCCUAUUCAGUUAUAUUGAGGGGCUAGCUCGGUUCCAAAAACCGAUCAGUUUAUUGUGUCCAUCAUCAGCCAUUGGGCAGGCCCGGAUUUUGGGGUAGAUUCAGUUGCAAAUUGUAAAUUUGUCCAACAGUGUCACUGAGUGUUUCUUACGCAUCCAGCUGGCCUGCUGGAUCCAGAAAUAGCCACCUCUCCAGGGCGUCCAGCCUCCCUGGGAAUUCCUCAGGGGCUUCUUCAGCACCGUUGAUUCAAAUGUACACUGACCGAGUCGUUGAAAUGUCGUUUGGCUCGACGUUCUGUUGUUACUUCCUGGGCCAUUUCAGCAUAGAAAGAAAGCUUCUGCUGUAACUUGGUAAUUAUUUUCUGGGAGUUUUGCUACAUUGCAGAGUUUCAUGGUUUGUUCUUUUUUCUGCUGGUUCUUAACUUUAAUUUGAGGACAGUUCAUUCCAUCUUUCUCUUACGAAUAAGAAGUUUUUCCCAAUUUGAUUCUAAUUUUAAACAACUUCUAGGUUUAUUAUCAAAAAAAUCUCCUAAUUCCCAGUAACUACAAUAUUCUGGCUAUCCCAGGCAUUAUCCUAAGUAACUUAAAACAUUACUAAAAUAAGCAAAAAUUCUAUUUCUAACUCAUAAUAUGGUGUAAUAUCACAUGUAUAAUGAAAAUAACAAUUCCUGUAUAGACCAUCUCUAGAUCAGUAGUGUGUAAAGACACACUUCCACAGUAAUUCUCAUACUAAAACCAAAAACUGUUUCUAAGCUAAUAAAAAAAACUAAUUACAAACCAAAAUUGUAACAAAUGUAGUUAUAUGUAUUGAGGCAAAUUGUAGGAUUUUGUUACAAAAAAAGAAUUGAGAGUUGUUACCUUGAGAAUUAAAUUCUAAUUUAAAUCUGGGAACCUUGGUGUGAACUUGGACAUUAAUUCACUCCUUGGCGUACAUCUCAAAGCGUUUACAUUACAAGAAGGGCCCCAGUGUCUGGUUUAGUGUAGAGAUGAGAGAUCUCCCCAGCACAAAGGGAGUCUGGUGUAAUGGCUGUGACCUCACCUCUCCUGGACAGUGGUGCCUCAUACGGCCGAGUCUUAGCUACUAGGAGUGUGUUUAAUGCGACACAAGACUUACACUAUGGCCUUCGUUUGUAAAUUUCCAUGCAACUUUUCAGAGAACCAUGAACAUAGUUGGUUUAAAAUGAAACCUGACGGGAGCCCGUGAUCAAAUUACAUCUUAUGCCCGAUUUGGUCGAUGCUUUAGCCCAGGAUCGUGGUUUCCGCGUAGGAGCUGUCCAAGCACACGGACAAGGGUGGGUGAGUAAAUGACUCUCUUGAAUACUGGAGCGUGGGGUGUCCGUUUGCCAUCUGGUCUCACUGCUGUAUGCUGCCUUCAGACGGAAGUGAUUCAAUCCCUGGCUCCAGAGGGUCUCUGGCUCAGGAAGGAGGAGGGGAAAGGCAGUUACACAGUCUUUAGGACAGUGCAGGUUCAGGGAAAGGUGAUUCUGCCCUUUAGCAUGGUCUGGGCCUGGUUUCACGCCAGCUGGUCCAUUAGACCAUUGCUGUAGGGCUGCUAAUUAAAGGAAUAUCAACACUGGGUAUUCAGGGGUCAGAUUUAACCCUCUAGGCCUGACAAGGAGAAAAACCAGCUGUUAGCUGACUGGGGCAGGCGAGAGGAGCGGUUGGGGUGGGGGGGGCUGGAACCCAGACACUGGUGGGUCAGGGGUGCCUGUGGGAAUCAAUGCACAGCCCCACGGAGGAGGGCUGGGGGAUCCCUUACCGGGGGAUGGUGCUAUGGGAGCAGGGCAGGAGGUGGCCCGUGGGAAAGACUCCGUGGAGAGGCCAGGGGCUGCGGGGGCACAGACAGGGCUCCCUGGCUCAGAGGGGCCUGGGAACCCAGAGCUAGGGGGGAGUUGGGAACCCCAAGAGGGAAGGGUCUAGGCUGGAAGGGCCAAUGGAGUACUCAGCAGCGAAUGCCUUACUGGGGGAACUAGCACGGGACUGAGAGCAAGGUGCCAGCAGGGCCGCGCUGUGCCACAGGCCCAUCUACCCCGGUAUCCCGUCUCUGCUAGUGGCCAAUGCCAGCUGCUCCAGGUGUAUGAUGCCCCCUUGUGGACAAUUGUGGAAUAACCUGUUUCUGGGGGUCAGUUUUUUAAAAAAACACUCGGGGUUGGAUGCUCUCCUUAGCCAUAGGAGCGUCCAGUCCUGCUAAGCUCUUUAUGUCAGCUGCAUCUUGUGGCAAUGAGUUCCACAGGCCAAUUGUGCACUGCAUUGAAACAACAGCCUUUCCCUGGUGUUUGAUGGCCUGCUGUCAGUGACUCUUGAUAACCUAGUGCAACUACCGGUGGGUCUGGGUUUGGGCUGCAAAUGCACAGAACCGGAUCCCUGACUGAGUUACCCCUGGUAACCCCUUGAGCUUCAUCCGUAAUGCGCCCUGGAGUUCUCUUGUUUGACCCCCCGCCGACAGAUCCUUCACCCCGGGAUUAACUCCAUGGCUGAAUUGCUUCUGCCUGCCACCAGGAGUCAGUAAUGAGCCCAGGGUGGGUGGAACCCGGGUCCAGGCAAGCCACUGAAAUGACUUUGUAGCAGUGUGUUUCUGGCACACGAACUUAGCCCGAAGGCGGGCGGGGAAUAGGAUCAGGUCAUAACCUCAGGAGACUCAGGUUCUAUUCCCAGCCCUGCCACUGGGUGAAUGUGGACAAGGCAUUUGCCAUCUCUGUGCCUCAGUGUCCCCUGCCGCAGUUACUGUCCUGUCUGUGUACAUUGCCAGCUCCUUGGGGUAGGGCCUGUCUAUCCAGCGCCUGGCACUGGGGCCCUGGGCUGGGACUGGCUGGCAGGCACUAUUGUAAUGCACAGGAUGGAGGUUUCUGCAAUGUUAUCUACAGACGUUAUCUACAGAACCCGUCUGCUAGUUACAGGCGAGAGUCCGAAGCCUGUACCCUGAAAAUAAAGGCUUGUUUCAUCGCCA
This is a messenger RNA of Chelonia mydas (Green sea turtle), 7930 nucleotides long. RefSeq names its product zinc finger protein OZF. Gene Ontology annotation, biological process: regulation of transcription by RNA polymerase II. The transcript is spliced from 3 exons. Bases 16 to 1413 code for a protein of 465 amino acids. Gene Ontology annotation, molecular function: DNA-binding transcription factor activity, RNA polymerase II-specific; RNA polymerase II cis-regulatory region sequence-specific DNA binding. The record is from RefSeq and is a predicted model, not a curated record. NCBI's taxonomy places the organism in Eukaryota, Metazoa, Chordata, Testudines, Cheloniidae.